CCCCUCGUUCCAAAAUAAUCGCGCUUUGUCCGUCCAAGAUGUCGGCGCCCGUGGAGGUUGUAGUAACUGCUGAUUCGGCAGGGCAGCUGUGGAACUGCGCUAUUUUCGACCCUCAUACCGGAACAAAUCUCUUAUCUUACCGAGGGGGGAAUUCAUCAGCCCGCUCUUUAACCAUCCUCAACGGAGAAUACAUCCUCGGAGCUCAACUCGGCAAGAACUUCAUCAACGUGUGGGAGAUACAAAGAAAGGACCAACUGCAGCAGAAAAUUGUGUGUCCUGGGAUUGUAACCUGCCUAACAGCCUCCCCAGAUGGUCUCUAUGUGCUGGCGGGCAUUGCUGAAGCGAUAUAUCUAUGGGAGGUUUCAACAGGAAACCUGCUGGUUAUUUUGAAUCGCCACUACCAGGACUUGAGCUGCCUGCGUUUCACUGAUGACAGCAGCCAUUUUGUGUCAGGGGGAAAGGACAAUCUGGCACUUGUAUGGAACCUUGCCAGUGUCGUACAGUUGGACUCAUCUCACACGCCAGAGCCUCGGCAUGUGUUAUCACGUCACUCUCUCCCCAUCACAGACAUACACUGUGGGCUGAUGGGACCUCAGGCAAGAGUGGCCACUGCGUCUUUAGACCAGACUGUUAAGCUGUGGGAAAUUUCCUCUGGAGAGAUGCUUUUGUCAGUCCUCUUUGACGUCAGUAUCAUGUCGGUGACCCUUGACCCCUGUGAGUACUUCCUGUUCUGUGGAGGCAGUGAUGGAAAUAUCUUUCAGGUGUCCCUCUGUAAUACGGCUUUGAGUCGGGAUAAGACCUUCCAGUCGGAUGGCGAAGGCAAUCAGGUGUUCAAAGGCCACAGGAACCUAGUGACGUGCCUGUCUGUUUCCAUGGAUGGUACGCUGCUGCUCUCAGGUUCGCAUGACGAGACUGUCAGGAUGUGGGACGUUCAGAGCAAGCAGUGCAUCCGCUGCAUCAACCACAAAGGUCAGGUGACCAAUGCUGCUAUUAUUCCAGCCCCUGGCAACAUGUUCCUGCCCGACAGUCGGCCUGGCAUCCCGUUACCUCGCUUCAGCCGUCAUCUGAACAAUUCGGAGCAUGCUGAGGGAGCCGGAACGGGAGGAAUGUGUCUCAGGCUGGGCACCAACUGCCAGGAGCCAGAGGAGACGUAUCUGGAGAAGGCAGACCGCCUUCAUUCUCUUAUGUGUGCUGUUACAGACAAGAGCGUAUUCGGUGAUGGAGAGAACACAAAGGUACGCGUGUCGGAGUUGGAAGAAGAGGUGAGGACCCUGAAGAAAAUCAACAAAGAUUUGUAUGAGUUUUCCACACAGCUCCUUACAAAGCCUAAUUAAAAAGACCUUCUUGAAGUGACCUCAUUUUAACCAGAGAGGAGCUUGUUUAAAUCGUGGCUGUUCAUGAAUAAAACGUCAGUCAAAUGUAUGUAUGAAUUUGGUCACACACGGUGAUUUGGUCUCUUUUUUUUUUCCUAUGAGGUAUUAGAAAUUCUCAGAACAUGUGAGAUGGGUCUGACUUUGUAUGAUAAACAUCUUUUUAAAUAUUCAUCCUGUCCACAUUUUUGUAUACUGUUUCUACAUUGAGAUGCAGAACUGACCGUCAUGUACUCAAUAAAACAUGGAAUAGAAUCCAUUAAUAAUGCAAAGCAAUAAUUUGGGAUGAGCUCGGUUUUAAUUUAUGAAUUCUGCAUUUGGCAAAAAUGAAUUUCCUCAUAUUGCUUUAUAAUCUGUAGUGUUUUCUCACGGACCGGUUUGUUCUUAUUGUUUCCUCAUUUUUUGGGGAAAAAAAUACAAUUCUUAUCAAAUUACAGGAAGAAAACAGAACCAAACAACUUUUCACAUCUAAUUUUAGGAAGAAAAAACAUACCCUUCCACCAGUGCAAAUGGGUUUCCACUGUUUGAUAGCCAUCUUAAAGUUUACUGCACUGGGCUUAAUGUUCUAUAAACACCUUUCUGUCCAUUGCAGCUUAUUUGCGGGGGGGGGGGGGGAGAUUUUCCCUGGCAAGAGAUGUCAACUCAUCUUUCCUCUUACACUCGUUGUUGCACUUUCUGUGACCCGCACAAGCAUAUUUCUACCAUUUUCUAGUUUCUCCUGAAUCAAUAAAAAGACCUCAAAGUCAAUCUCAACCAACUUAUAUUUUUAAAAAAGAAAACUUUCUUAUUCAGCUAAAGAACAUGCCGCUGUUCCAAACAUAUGAAGCACUGGAUUUUUAUCUAGUUAACUCAUUUAGCCUUUGUGAUGUAGAUCUGAAACUUCAGAUCUCAUCGACUUAAGCAGGAUGUGAAGAUGGCAGAUAACCAGUGCCUGCUGCACUCAUCACUUUCCUUUUGAAUUACACUUUUUCACCUGUUCCUGUUCACAGUGCGGGGAAUUGCUUUUGUGUGCUCACACAGCACCUUCAUCCUAUGCAUUUAGGCAGCAGAAGUUUAUUGAGAAUUGACAUUGUGUGAAAAUGGGAAAUUCAGGGAAAGAAAAAAAAAACUCAAGAAACACCUCAACUAAAACCUUUCUCAGGCUAUACAGUUUGUCUUACUUUUUUUUU
Molecule: messenger RNA, 2539 nt
Organism: Pangasianodon hypophthalmus (striped catfish)
Lineage: Eukaryota; Metazoa; Chordata; Actinopteri; Siluriformes; Pangasiidae
Gene: wdr18
Product: WD repeat domain 18
Exons: 10
Coding region: 39-1334 (431 amino acids)
Biological process (GO): DNA-templated DNA replication; rRNA processing
Cellular component (GO): nuclear pre-replicative complex
Molecular function (GO): protein binding
Source: RefSeq, a predicted model, not a curated record